GAGCUGGUCAUGAGCCGUGACUGUACGACCAUCACGAGUAGAAGCCUCUGGUCUGAAUAUCGGAGUCAUUAGAACUGUUAGCAAACCGACUAUAAUAGGCCAUACAUCCCGUAUAGCUCAGCGUCAAGCGCAUCUAAAAGACCUAGUUCAACCAUAACUGCAACGAAAGCCAGAUCUAUCUGACUACGAGCGCCAACUAAUCAAUAAUCUCGGCUCGUUAUUUUCAUUCACAAAUCCAACAUGGUCUUGACAAUCCACCACCUACAGGUCAGUCAGAGCGAAAGAGUCCCUUGGCUCUGUGAAGAACUCGGCAUCGCAUAUGAGCUCGUGCUGCACAAACGCGCACCCAUCUUCUCCCCACAGUCGAUCAAAGAUCUCAAUCCGGUCGGCCAAGCCCCCGUCAUCCAGGACGACUCUCUCAGACUCGCCGAAUCAGCUGCAUGUAUCGAGUACAUAAUCCACAAGUAUGGCGGUGGCCGUCUGUCCCUCGCACCCUCACACAAGGACUACGCCGCCUACCUGUACUGGUUCCACUUCGCAAACGGUACUUUCCAGCCACUGCUGAUGGUGUUCAUGCAGGUCAUGCGACUUGACAAGGAUGGCCAGAUGCUGAAGGGAUACAGCGAUCGGUUUGAGAAUCUGCUGAAGAUUGUGGACCAGAGGCUCGGCGAGACGCAUGCGUAUCUAGCUGGCGAGGAGUUUACGGCUGCUGAUAUCAUGAUUUUGUUUACACUGACGACAAUGAGGUAUUUCUGUGGCUAUGAUCUGACGGAUUAUAAGGGCAUAUUGGAGUAUCUCCAACGAUGUUCGGAUAGAGAAGGAUAUAGGAAUGCGCGUGCGAAAGCGGAUCCGGACUUGGGAUUUGCGAUUGAUGCUGAGGCACCUCGGUCAUUCGUAGAGAGUUUAAAAGAGCAAGGGAAGUUGUAAACUUCAUGUGAAGCAUUUGGUGUCUUUGAAGGACCCUUGUACAGGCUUGAGGAAUGUCUACUUUUUGUCCGAUCUCUCAAUCCGAUCGAGAGAUCUGUCCGGGGUAUGAUACGUAUAGUCUAAGCUUUGGGUUGACUUGGAUUCAAUAAAGCUCAUGACAGAAUUGAAAUACUCGACUU
This is a messenger RNA of Pseudovirgaria hyperparasitica, 1106 nucleotides long. Its product is annotated as putative glutathione S-transferase. Bases 241 to 927 code for a protein of 228 amino acids. The transcript has a single exon. The record is from RefSeq and is a predicted model, not a curated record. NCBI's taxonomy places the organism in Eukaryota, Fungi, Ascomycota, Dothideomycetes, Acrospermales, Acrospermaceae.